Molecule: messenger RNA, 1528 nt
Organism: Brienomyrus brachyistius
Lineage: Eukaryota; Metazoa; Chordata; Actinopteri; Osteoglossiformes; Mormyridae
Product: RING finger protein 222-like
Exons: 3
Coding region: 589-1158 (189 amino acids)
Source: RefSeq, a predicted model, not a curated record
AAAAACACCCAACUACUGAAAACACGGAGUAUUUCACUGUAAAACCGUUAAUUUGUCAAAAAAAAAUUAAGCACUGUAUUUUGCUAUUUUUAUUUCAUUAAACGUUAUCUGUUUAGUCAAACUUAUAUAAAUAGUCACUGAUUCACAAUCGUUUGGGAACAAACCCAGCUAUGUUAGGGGUCAUAAAAAUAAAUAUAAAAAAAUACUAUAACCAAGGAUCGAGUCAGGAUUCUUCCCAUAGCGCAAAAGCACGUUCCCGUUAAAGGCGCCCCCUCCCCGUCGGAAAACGCCGUGUGCGUGCUGCUGUGUUGAUGCUGACAUGUUCACCUCGGCAAAGGCAUGACGGCGACACUGAAAGUAGUUAAAAGGAAGUUAAAGGCAAGAAGACGGCAGUGUGGGAUCGAUGAGCGCCAGCGAUGGUCCAGGCGAAAGCGUCGGGCGCUGACAGAGGCUUCACUGGAGAGGCAGCAGAAGGAACUCGUGCGGCCAGCACCGAAAAGGCUUUAUGACUUUUAAUUAAGGCGGCGAUCAGGGCUUAAUCAUUUCCAAGCGCAAGGAAAAACUCCUGCUUCUUCGCCUUGAGCCGGGAUGCCGGAGACGGAGGAGGACGCCCGGGCUGAAUGCCCGGUUUGCUACGAGGUCCUAAAUGCCAAUUCGCGGACGCUCAGCUGUGGGCACGUUUUCUGCCACGACUGCCUGGCGAGGACGUUGCUUAGCGGGGCAGGACAGGGACCGAUCACCCGGAAAAGCAUCACCUGCCCGGUGUGCAGACACUUGACCUUCAUUUCCGAACGGGCCGGGGGUAAAGGCACAGAUUACAGCCAGGUGAUAGAGGUGCCUCCCAUUUCGGUCGGCUGCCGGGAGGACCAGCUCGGGAACUACGUGCUCCCCUGCACAUGGCUCCCCGGGGUUUUUACCCGGACCCGAGCGGUCACCCCCAUCCAGGCUCCGCAGAUCUUCACCAUCAGCGGAGAAGGGCGACCCAUGGAGGACGGGGAGCAGGUCAGCGUGCUGAGCGCGGCCGGCGAGUCGCUGGCCCGGCGUGGGCGCCCCGCAAACCGCUUCAGCGCCUGCGGCGUCCUGUCGCUGCUGCUCAUCCUCGCCUCCCUGGCGGUGGCUUCCGCGAUUUUGCGCUGGAUUCUGCUGGAGUACCUUUAACUCGCUUUUCUGGAAUUGGUACGCAGACGUCUCUGAAGGCUGGAAAAAUAUAAUUCAUGAUAAAUUAACGGCACGUUCCGCUCUGUUGAGUGUAUUUUAAGGUAAAAUGCGGUGCUGCAGACUUGCUUCGUGUUAUUUCUUUGGAGUUUGUAAUUAGACCACCGAUCUUGUAAUCUUAUAUCGUAAAAAGUGUUUAAAAUUGUAAAUGGUACUAUCUGCCAAAACCGUUUUUUAACCUUUUUAGAUUUCCACUUAAUCUUGAUACGAUCUCUGUGAAGUGCACAGAAUUAUGAUCUAAAGUGUUAGCACCACAACGAUAUGGAGAUUUUAUGCUGUAAUUAAAAAAAUUCUUAAUAAACUUUUGAAACGA